Messenger RNA from Patella vulgata (common limpet), 8342 nucleotides. RefSeq names its product ATP-binding cassette sub-family C member 4. Gene Ontology annotation, biological process: transmembrane transport. The record is from RefSeq and is a predicted model, not a curated record. Gene Ontology annotation, cellular component: membrane. NCBI's taxonomy places the organism in Eukaryota, Metazoa, Mollusca, Gastropoda, Patellidae. Bases 5272 to 7113 code for a protein of 613 amino acids. Gene Ontology annotation, molecular function: ATP hydrolysis activity; ABC-type transporter activity; ATP binding. The transcript is spliced from 28 exons.
UUGUUUUACUGGCUGCUGUUGGACACGGCUAGAAAACAAAUUUAACAUGAGGUAAACGAAGCAGUGAGGAAGAAAUAGACGGGAUCGGGUAAAAGUUGUGUGGAGUACUUUUAAUAGUUUUAAAGUUUUUUACACGAAUAAAUACAGUUAUCGAGAAUUUUAAAUGACGUGUAGCCUUGACGAUUGUUCACAUGAGGUAAACGAAGCAGUGAGGAAGAAAUAGUGGGGAUCAGUUAGAAGUGUUGUGGAGUACCUUUAAUAGGUUUUAAAUUUUUAAACGAAUAUAUACAGUUAUUGAGAAUUUUAAAUGCCGUAUAAACUUGACGAUUGUCUAAUGGAUAUAUGAGUGGAUGAUUAAUUGCCAUAAAUACAGUUAUCCAGAAUUUGAAAUGUCUAAUGGAUAUAUGAGUACAUGAUUAAUUACCGAUUUUAAUUUUGAAUAUUACUCUAUAAAGAAUGAGUUUAACUUUUAGUGAUUUUAAUUUUAGCAACUUUGAACAAAAAUAAUCUUUCUUGUGUCUUUUGACUGAUGGGAGAUGUCUGAAAUGUGUUUUUAAUUCAAGACAAAUAUUGAUAAAUAUUUUGAUGGUGGAUACAGAUGGUUCAUAAUAUCAGGAAUUUUCAUGAUAAUCAACACAAUUUUACGCCUUAAAGCCUCGAUGAUCGAUAGUCCAGGAUUGAGCUGCAAAGUAUAUCUGCACUGAGAUACCUAUACUUUUCGGGGGUGUAGAAUAAGAAGAAAAAUAGUUUUCACGAUAAUCAGCACCAUUAGAACAUCAUAGUCAGUAUUAAUCUGUACUUUUCGGCCUACGAUAAUUUCCGAGUGUGUUCCAUAGUGUUGAUGGGUAAAGAUUUGUGGUGUAAAGGAAUUAUAAAGGAAGAGUAUUAUUGAGGAUUAGCAAGGAUACAUUCAGUAUUUGUGUCAUUAUAUAGAUGUACAGGUGGACUGGUCGAAUAUUUUGGAAAGGAUAUCAUCAUACCCUAGAUGAAGCAGACGUGUACGAUGUAUUACCGCAAGAUUCAACCGUUAAAUUAUCCAAUAAUCUUGGCAGGGAAUGGGAGAAAGAGUUAUACAGAUGGAAGAAGGGAGGUAGCGUAAGUCUGAUGGCAGCAUUAUGGAGAUGCUAUCGACCACAAAUACUAGCUUUUAUUUUAUUAAUAAUGAUUGAGGAAUGUUUACGAGUUAUACAGGCUGUGUUAAUGGGAUAUUUUAUAAAUAUUUUUGAUGUGGAUUCCAAAUCACCAGACAAGUUACGUUUUCCCGAUGUUUAUAUAUUUGCAACAUUUUUAUGUAUUGUGUGUCUAGUCAAUAUUUUCUUGGAUCAUAAUUUCUUUCACCAUGGAUACCGAAUGAGAGUGGCAGCUACAUCAUUGAUUUAUCGUAAGGUGAUGAAAUUAUCAAGUCAUAUUUUAAGCCCUAAAAUUAUGGAAGAUAUCAUGAACCUGGUCACAAGAGAAAUGGAUGUGUUUCCUAUGGUGGUAUUACCUGCUACAUAUAUUAUUAUAGCACCUGUACAGUUAUUGGUUAUUAGUUAUUUAUUAUGGGACUGGUUACGUCUCGGACCCGUCUGUCUGGCGGGACUUGUUGUUUUGUUAUUGUUGUUUCCGUUACAAAUAUUGAUGGGAAAACUUUCACGUAUUUUGAGACAGAAGACGGAUACCUACACCAAUCAUCGUCUACGUAAAUUACAACUGAUGAUCAGCGGAAUACAUGAGAUUAAAAUGGGCUGCUGGGAAAAAUUCUGUGAGAAAAUUAUCAUGAAUGCCAGACACGAGGAGCAAAGACAUAUGAAGAAAUUAACGAGGCUAUUGAGUUUCAACAGCGCCUUGACGUUGACGGCCGGAAAACUGGUCAUGUUUGUCACCUUCAUGUUAGUACUGGUCACAGGUCGAAAGGUCGUUGCUAUGCAGAUUUUUACAGCUAUGUCGUUGUUUGAAACGUUACGCAUCAGUUUAAGUAUUCUUCUUCCGUCCGGGAUUUUAUUCUUCAGUGAUGCCAUGAAAACAAUCCAUAAAAUACAGGAAAUAUUAAUACUGGAUGAAAGAAACUCUUCAUCAGUACGUAGAGUGGAUUAUCAAGACCUACAAGACAAUAUUGCUGUCAAAUUUACUAAUUAUUUUGCCAGCAAGGAAAAGGGAAUUGAUGCUGCUAUGGUUUUAUCCAAUAUAGAUCUUGAUAUAGAAAAGAAUAAUCUGUAUGCUGUUAUAGGACCAGCUGAAAGUGGAAAGAGUUGUUUGUUAAUGAGUAUAACUGGAGAACUUGAGAGACAAAAAGGACAUUUAUUCCAUCAUGGUCGUCUAGCAUAUGUUCCGUGUCAGCCAUGGUUAUUUCCAGGAACUAUUCGAGAGAAUAUUAUAUUUGGUGCAGAGUUUGGUAGAUAUCGGUAUAAUCAAGUUCUACAAGCUUGUGCCUUACUACAGUUGUUUGAUACGCUGCCACAGAAAGAUUUGACGUUAAUAGGAGAACGAGGAGUUAUUAUAGAUAAUACCAUGCAGGCUAAGAUAACUUUAGCAAGGGCUGUUUAUCAGAAUUGUGAUAUUUAUCUUAUUGACGAUAUAUUGAGUGGAAUGGAUGCCAUGUCGGCAAUGUUGAUAUACAAAAGAUGUAUUUGUGGUAUAUUAAAGAGUAAGACCAGGAUAUUGGUAACAGAUAAUAUGCACCAUGCUAGAGUAGCGGAUAAGUUAAUUGUCAUGUCAGAUGGUAACGUCAAUUAUUGUGGAAAAUUUGAUGAUCUAGAGAAAUGGGGAAUGAACAUCAACAACUUUUUGUCGGCAGGAUUUUAUAAAAAUAUGGAUGUUAGUAAAUUGAUUGAUAUGUCGCCGCCAUUACUAAAUGAAUCUGGAAGCAGUAGCCUAGCAACAUCAGUUCCAUCCAAUCAGGAUACUCUAAAAGACAGUUUAAAUGGUUCAUUGGAAGUGUUACAUCAUGAAGUCAAGGAUCCAUCCGAUGCAUUUUUUGUUGGUGAAACAGAACCAAGCCACCAUUCUACGAUCCCUACAGGCAGCAUUUAUAAACAUUACUUCAUGAUUGGGGGAGGAAUGUGUGGGGUGCUUUUAUUCAUUAUUCUGUCUAUAUUUGAACAGGUAAAGUAGUUGUCUUAUAGAAUUGUAGACUAACAUCACUAUGGCAGUAGACAUUUUACAUCACUGACAUCACCAUGACAAUAGACAUUGUGCAUCACUAACAUCAUAAUCACUAACAUUACCAUGACAAUAUACAUUGUGUAUCACUAACAUCACCAUGACAGAAUAUAUUCUAUAUCACUAACAUCACCAUGACAAUAGAUAUUAUGCAUCACUAACAUCACCAUGACAGUAGAUAUUCUAUAUCACUAACAUCACCAUGACAGUAGACAUUUUAUAUCACUAACAUAACCAUGACAGUAGACAUAAUUAUUACAUCACCAUGACAGUUAGAUAUAUGUAAAGAUCAAAUAAAAUGUAUACCAGGUAUUUAUGACAAUUAUAUGACAUAAAUUUACUCAUUGAUGUGAAGCGUAAAAGUAAGGUGUUAAAUGUCUCUAAAUAUUUGGUGGUUAUUUUGAAACAAUAUAGGGAUUGAUGAACAGGCAUAGUCUAUAUUAUCAGCCCCCUUUCCCUGAACAUGAAACCAUCAAUUGAAUAUUAUGAAUAUUUAGCCUUGACAUGCAAAAAAAAAUACAAAAUUUUUAUAAGAAAGUACAGCCUAAUUUGUUAGUCAUGUCAACUCCUAAAAUGAGAAGUGGUAUCAGGUGUUUUAGAAACAAUUUGUCAGCCAUGUCUACUCCUCAAAUGAGAACUGGUGUCAGAACUUCUAUAAAAAAAGCAAAAUGUCAAAGAGGCUGUUUAUGGCCAUCCCCUUGGCCGUAUUGGAUUUAUAUUACUUGCUUGGUAAGAAUAUUAUUUAAUUAUCAUGGACGUACAAGACAAAGGUAAGUUUGGGUUUUCUUUCCAUUGGCUGGCUUAUAUAUAGUUGGUGCAGAUAUAAUUUUGCAUGGCUGUUUGAGAAAGGUAGUAUUAGUUCAGUACAAGCAGGGCUUUUGUUUUGGUCAUGUUUGACAGUUGUAUAAUUAACUAGGUGGUCAAACUAUCACCACAAUACAAUUAAGUUGAUAAUAACUCUCUCAACCACAAUGUCCCAAACUUUUUAACCCCUGUCUCUGCUUUGAGGCCUGAUGCAUGCAGGGCUACCUUGUUCUUCAGAUGGAAUGAAAAACAAAGUUGGUCUGUGUACAUGUUGGCAUGUAUGUAAAAGAACCCUUGACAGUUGUAAUUUGAUGAAGAUUAGGUGGAAGUUAUCUCCCUUGUACUGCACACAUAACCACUGAAAUUACAAAUCAGAGGCCUGUUAGCGUAGCAGUGAUGUAAAUAUGUGGAUGUGCUGUGUGACUUUUCGUAUAUCUAGGGAGACACCCAGAUUGUUCUGUCUUGUAUUGUCUUGCACUACAACUUGGGUAUCAUAUUUUUGUGCUGUUUUAGUAGGAGUUUCUGUAUUUAAUGUUUAGUUUCAAACAAUUGUUGGAAAACUGUUCAAAUUCGUUGAUUAGAUGAUGUAACUGUUUAAUUUCCCGAGCAGUGUUGAAUAAUUAAUUGAUCUGUUAAUUACUCAACACAUUUUAGGUGGAGUAUUAUUAAAGUCUUCGCCUAAAUAUAUAUAAUUACCUGGUUUACGGUUUUCUGGUGACACCAUUUAACAUAUCAAGCAAUUCACAAAACGGUACCUGUGUACCUCCAGGAACUUGUUCAGGAACAUAUACCCUCAGGAACCAUAGAUCAAAAAAUAAUUUUUAGCUGCAAUUACCAACUUACAAUUUAAAAACUUUUGGAGCAAAAUCAAUUCAUAUCUGACAGCUUCACAUUAGAAUAACCUCCCUACUUAAUUGAAACAGUAUCCAUCCCUUUUAAAUCAUCACUGAAAACUUAUCUGUUCUGACGCUAUGUUCAGUAUUGUGUUGUAAAUGUUGCUGGAAUUGUAGAAAACUGAAUUUGCAUGCGCUACGAGCAUACAGUCAGUGUGGAACAGUGCUAUACAAAUGUUCACAUUAUUAUUAUAGCUAGGCCAGGAAUAAAUGUUUCAGGAGUAAUAAUCUUGUAUUAUCAUAUCAGAAGAAUUAAAACAAAGUAAACUUACUUGUUAAAUUCAGUUACAGAUUUACAACAAUAUAUUUAAAACAUCACAUUUGUUUAUAUUUAUAUUUAACGUGCAAGAAUUAAAUUAGUCAAUUUAUUUUUCAGGGAAGUUUUAUUCUUUGUGAAUGGUGGUUAGCUUAUUGGGCUGAACAAUAUCAAGACAUGAAUACUACAAACCUUGUCAAUACCACCAUAUUUGGACCUGCCAUUUUAUCACUGGAUGCCAGAGUCUAUAUCUAUUUAGGAAUAGUAUUUGUUACCGUGGUGAUUGGUUUUCUUCAAGCAGGAUUAUUUUUCUACAUGGUGCGACGAGCAGCUCAAGUUCUACAUAACAUGGCGCUGAUAUUAUUGAUGCAAGCUCCUAUAUCUUUCUUUGAUAUCAAUGGCAUAGGUGCUGUAUUAAGCAGGUAUUUAAGGGAUGUAUGUAUCGUUGAUGCCCUACCAGCUCUAUUUUUAGAUUGUUUACAGUCAUUUAGUGUUCUGUUUUCAACUAUGUUAGUGGUUGGUGUGACUAACUAUUGGUUGUUUCUGUUGGUUGUACCAUUAACUGUUGCCUUCCUCAUAGCCAGACAUUAUUAUUUACAUUCAACCCAGGAUGUUGAGAGGAUCGAAUUGGCUGCUAAAGGAGCUGUUGGUAGUCAUGUGGUGAGCAGUAUGGAAGGUAUACAGACGUUACGCUCGUUUGGUGUAGAACAGCGUUUCUUACAUAAUUUUGAUGUGAACCAGGAUCGCAGCACCGCAGCCUGUUAUUUACAUCUAGCAGCCAAUCGUUGGUUUGGAAUGAGAGUUGAUUUAAUUGGUUUUCUGUUAAUAGUUGGUGUUGUCAUUGGUUCAAUUCUUGUCGUUAACUAUCAAGGAGCACCAAUACAUUCAAGUGUAAUUGGAUUAUCAUUAUUUUAUGCUCUAAAUUUGCUCAAUGUACAUCAACCUGCCAUGAAGAAAUCAGCUGCUGUUCAUUUUAAGAUGAGUUCCGUGGAGAGAUUAUUUCAAUGUUAUCAGAUCACACCAGAAUUAGAUCUAUCUGAAACAGAUAUUAAACCUUCGUUAAACUGGCCUCAAUAUGGUAUUCUAACACUAGAGGGUGUCACUCUCACACAGACGUCAAAGGGGCCAAAUAUAUUAAAGAGCGUUUGGUGUUGCAUUAGAGCGGAGGAAAAGAUUGGUUUGUUAUUUAAAUCCGCUGCAGAACAGCAGGCGUUUAUCAAUGUUUUAUUUCGGAUGAUAGAUUAUCUGGGUGUUGUACGCAUAGAUGGUGUAGAUAUACAGAAUAUCGCGUUACCACGGUUACGAGAUAAAAUAGCCAUUAUACCACAGAAUCCAACGUUAUUCUUGGGAACAAUUCGACAGAAUCUAGAUCCGAUAGCUCGAUAUACAGAUGCUCAAGUAUGGAGAGUCUUAGAGGAGGUGAAUCUGUCAUCGUUUGUAGAAUCUCUACCACAACGUCUGUAUACAGAUAUAUCUUCUAUAGUUGAUCUCUUUACCGUUGGACAUCGUCAAUUAUUCCGUCUGUGUCGAGCCAUGUUACGACAGAGUAAAAUAGUCAUUUAUGAAGAACCAUCAUCCAGUUUAGAUAACAGAUGUAAUGCUAUAAUAUUGUCCACAUUAAAAACCCGAUUUAGUCGCUGCACCGUAAUUCACAUGUCACAUUUACCAGAUACUGUUGUAGAUUAUGAUAGAGUUAUGAUGGUAUCCGAUGGACGAAUACAGGAAGUGGAUUCUCCGCAUCUGUUACUUCAGAAUAAAAACAGUCAGUUUUAUAAAUUAACGGAGGAACUUGGAUUAUCGCAGAUGGACAAAUUACAGCAGAUUGCCCGCGAUAAAUACGAAAACAAACCGUACAGGUCUCCCCCAAUUAAUCCCGAUGAUUUUGAUGAUAAUAUAGUUCCGAGAUUGGAUAUACGUAGUCCAAACAACAUCAACGUUAUUCCGUCCUUCCAUUCCUCUCGUUUAGUUGGUGUGCUGAACCAUCUGCCAACCAAUAAAUUCUCAACCAAUCGUAUUUGAUUUUUAAACCAGAAAUAAAUUCUCCACCAAUUAGAAUGGAUUUAAAAGUUCUCCACCCAUCAGAAUGGAUUUAAAAGUAGAAAUAAAUUCUCUACCAAUCAACAUGGAUUUAACAAUAGAAAUAAAUUCUCCACGAAACAAAACUGAUUUAACAGAAGAUGUAAAUACUCCACCAAUCAAAAUGGAUUUAUCAGUAGAUGUUAAUUUCUGUUCCAAUCAGAUUGGAUGUACCAGUAACAGAUUUGGUGUGAAAAUGUAUAAUCUGUUAAAAAAGAUUCUCUGUUUUGUAUUUGGUUGAUUCAAAAUAUAUUUUCAUUGACUAUAAUUAUUUUUCUAAUGUGCCAGAUAAAACUAUUAUAUAAAUGGGUUUUUUUAAAACACACAUCAGCUGUAUUAUGUAUCACCAGCAUUGCCAUCAAAUUUGUUGUGCAUUUUGAUGGCAUCUCUUUGGUGUAAAAUAGCCUGGUUGGUGCCAUUAGACACUAUUUCAUUUUAUUUGAUGGUGCCUCAGUAUAUGAAUUCCAAAAACCUAAGCGUAUACCACAAUAAAUAUAAUUAAAGAUGCAUUAUGUAAGAUUUAGAUAAACACACAGUCGUUCUUGCUAGUAGAUAAUGAAAAAUGAAUAUCUUGAAAAUUUCAGUCUUGCUUUUCAAGUGCCAUUGUUACAUUAAUAAUCAAACUCUCAAUUAUCCAUUUGAACUAAAUUAUUAAAUGGCGAUUGUAUUUCAGUCCAUUCAAAAUCACGACCAUGGGGUGAUCUAGAGAGUUGAUUAUGGGCUUGUCAUGUUAAUAAAUGUUAAGACCUGCAAUAGGCAGAUUUAGCUUUUACAUAAUGUAUCUUUAAAUUAAUAGUUUUAGGUGUAAAAACCUUUUUAUAUAUUUUUAAAACAACAUUCAGAUAAUACUACAACAUGUCAUAUUAUUUGAAAAAUAAAUCUUACUAACCAGAGUGAUUAACAAAAUUGAUUUGCAAUGAAAAACGUUUUACUUAUCAGGUUUUAAAAAUGUUUUAAAAAUGCAAAUGGCCUACUUUUAGCAGUGACAAAACAACUAUAACAAUAUUGUCUUCAUUAGCCAGUCAGAGCAGAACAGUAGGAUGUUAAAUUUCAUUUCAUUUUGUUAUUUUCAGUAAUUUUUACAGAAAUAUUUUAAAUGUCAUUUUGAUACCAUGUAAAUAUUUGUAUGAUUAUUUUAUAUUUAUACACAAAAAUAUAAUACAGAAAUCUUU